Molecule: messenger RNA, 1839 nt
Organism: Rotaria sp. Silwood2
Lineage: Eukaryota; Metazoa; Rotifera; Eurotatoria; Philodinida; Philodinidae
Source: the annotation of a GenBank genome assembly
AUGCAAGUAUUGUUUCCGUGGAAAGAUGGUUUUGGUAAAAUAUAUGUAGUCCAACUGACUAAUCCAGUUCAACGUCUCAUUCAUCCACCUGUUUCAUCAUCUUCAUUUGAACAUUUUUAUUCUGGCUCAUCAAUAUCUCAACAUCUAUUAAGAGGAAACUCGUCCUUUAUUCUUUCAAAUUCUUCUACUUCACAUGCUCCAAUUAUGAAAAAUGCAAUAAGUAAUAAUUCUAUUCGUCUUCCACCUCCACGUUAUCAAUCACCACCAUCAAAUGUCGAACGUUCUCAUUCAACAUCUAGUCAACAAUCAAAAACUGUUAAUAAUUCAUCAGUAGUUUUUGAUCAUGAAUUUUCUCGUUUACUUUAUGGUAAAGAUACGGGAAAAACUCGACGUCAAAAACAAAAACGUAAAGCUUUUAGUGAUCCUGUUAAAAAAAGUAUUGAAGAAGCUAGUCGAUCUUUGGAAAAAACUCAUCGUCGAAUAACACCGAAUUUAAAUAAAACUCAUCAAGUUAAAGAAGAAGAAGAAGGAGAAAAUGAUGCUGAAAUCGAAACUAAAACUGAUCGAAAGGAUAUUCAUAAACAAGAACUCAAUUUUCCUUCACAACGACGUUCUCAACGAAAAUCCAAUCUGAGUGAAAACAAUCUCAUACCAGCAAAUUCAUUACUAAAACAACGAAUUCCAUCAUUUUUACGUGUCUAUUCUCAAGCAUCACCAUCAAAUGAUAUUCUUCUUCAAUGGCAUUUAUUUAAUUUAUCUGAGCUUGAAUCAUUUAAUACAAUGAUGAGUAGAUUAUAUAAAAAUGAAAAUUUAGCUCGAGUACAACUGUAUGAAAUAUAUCGAACAGCAUUACUGUCAAUGCUUGCAUCAAAAAAAUCUUUAAAUACUAAUAGUGAUAAUGAUGCUAAUACUACAAUAGUUUCAAAAACACCAAUGACUCUUAUUGAAAAAAUUUUAAAUGAAAAUUCUCAUGUUCAUAUUCAUGAUGAUAAACGUGCUUAUGUUGAAGAAACAAUUCAGUCAUUGAUAAAUGAUGGACGGAAAAUGUUACAUGUUGUCGCAGAUUUUGAUUUUACAUUAACAAUUUAUGAAAAAAAUGGAGUUAUUUUACCAUCAACAUUUGGUGUUAUUGAAUCCAAUGAUCGAGUUAAAUUGCCCGAUGGUUCAUUACUUUCUCAUAAAGCUGAAAAAUUACGAUUAAAAUAUCAUCCAAUUGAAAUGGACGUUCAUAUGGAUGUAUCAGAAAAAAUACCUUAUAUGAUUGAAUGGUGGCGUACAGCACAAAAUCUAUUUAUUGUAUCAAAUCUAAAUAAAUCUUCAAUGCGUGAACUUGUACAUGAAUCCACUAUGGAAUUAAAAAAAGGUGUUCAUGAAUUUAUUAUUGAAUUAUUACAUAGUGAAACUCCUAUUCUAAUAUUUUCAGCUGGUUUAGGUGAUGUCAUAGAACUUUUUCUUGAAAAGGAAAUUCCUGAUUUUAAACAUAAUCAUGAAUCAUCACAUAUUGUUUCAAAUUUUAUUAAUUAUGAUAAUGAUGGAAAACUCUUAGCAUUCAGUGAUAAAGUAAUACAUUCAUUUAAUAAAAAUGAACAUGAAAUAUCUGAUACAUCAUAUUAUCAAACAAUACUUACACGUCCAAAUGUUAUUCUUUUAGGUGAUUCACUUGGUGAUGUUGGAAUGAUUGGUGGAAUGAAAAAUUUAAAACAAAUACUUAAAAUUGGUUAUUUAAAUCAGAGUACACCAGAAAAAUUAGUAGUUUAUAAAAAUGUUUAUGAUAUUGUUGUAUGUGAUGAUCACACAUUCGACGUUCCUAAUGCUAUAUUAAAAGCUAUUCAGGAAUAA